Molecule: messenger RNA, 1258 nt
Organism: Fomitopsis serialis
Lineage: Eukaryota; Fungi; Basidiomycota; Agaricomycetes; Polyporales; Fomitopsidaceae
Product: 14-3-3 protein
Exons: 7
Coding region: 167-883 (238 amino acids)
Biological process (GO): signal transduction
Cellular component (GO): cytoplasm
Source: RefSeq, a predicted model, not a curated record
GGAAGUCACGUGCAUACCCUCUGCCCACAACCCUUUGCCCUGGCCACUUUGGGAUUUCCCAUUUAUUGCCGAGACCCGCCUUUUCAUCUUCAACCUGCACACCCUCCUCCUCACCUCUCCCCAUCACCCUUCAACUUAUAACCCACCGCACCUUUGAUCUGUCGCAAUGGCUACUCAGUCGCGUGAAGAUUCUGUCUACCUUGCCAAGCUCGCUGAGCAGGCGGAGCGCUAUGAGGAUGGUGAGAACAUGAAGCGCGUCGCGUCUUCAGACCAGGAGCUCACCGUCGAGGAGCGCAACCUCCUCUCCGUGCCUACAAGAACGUCAUUGAAGGAGGAGUCCAAGGGUAACGAGGCCCAGGUCCAGAUGAUCAAGGGCUACCGGGAGAAGAUUGAGAGCGAGCUCGCCAAGAUCUGCGAGGACAUCCUCGAUGUCCUGGACAAGCACCUUAUCCCCUCAGCCGCGUCUGGCGAGUCGAAGGUCUUCUACCACAAGAUGAUGGGUGACUACCACCGUUACCUUGCCGAGUUCGCCACUGGCGACAAGCGCAAGGACUCUGCGGACAAGUCCCUCGAGGCCUACAAGGCUGCGUCUGACGUUGCUGUGACCGAGCUCCCGCCCACGCACCCCAUCCGCCUCGGUCUUGCCCUUAACUUCUCCGUAUUCUACUACGAGAUCCUCAACUCCCCCGACCGCGCGUGCCAUCUCGCGAAGCAAGCGUUCGAUGACGCAAUCGCUGAGCUCGACACCCUCUCCGAGGAGAGCUACAAGGAUUCGACGCUCAUCAUGCAGCUGCUCCGUGACAACCUCACGCUCUGGACUUCGGAUAUGCAGGAGUCUGACAAGCCCGGCGACAAGGAGGAUGAGGCUGCCGCUGAGGAGUAGGCACCUCGUACCCCUGUCCGCGCUUGGGUCGUCUCGCCAUCCUUUUGUCCGGGUAGCUUGUGUCCCCUGCUUUAAUGUCGCCACCUUGCAUUGUCAUCGUAUCAUAUCCUCGCACCAUACACUGUCGUCGCACAUCCAUUAUUCCAUUCUUCUAUUUUCCCGUCAUCUCUACUUUUUCUCGUGAUCCCAGACGAUCUGCCGUAGAGCCGGACGUCAGGUAGCGUAGUGGGCUCUUUUGUCGAAGUGAAAUGAAAAGGAAUCCCUCGUCUUGUCACGAAUGGCGGUGUGUGUUCCACCUUGAGAUGUUUCGUUCCUUUGCGGCGAGACCCUUUGUAAUGGGCUGUGAUGUCGAAUAGCACAGGAUUUUUGGUGUCA